AUAGGGCAGUUACGUAGUAGUUUAGGUAGUUUAGGUAAUACCGAAGCUGCAAAGUAACAAUUGCAGUUAGGGCGCAGGGUGAGCUAAUUCUAAACUUCUAAACUGCAUCAGGACCCGAAAUCGUUCGACAAACCAAGCACAAAAUUUACUCAUACAUACCACACAUUCUUCUCAACUCGUGACACAUAACACUCGUAACAUCCUUCUCUCUUUUUUUCUCUCCUUUCUUUUUGUGUCGUGUCCCCCAUUCGACCUUCAUAUAACUACAUAUUUUCAUUCUUACAGACAAAACAUCUCUCAAGAUGCUUCCCGCACUUCGUAUCGCCCCUCGCCAAGCUGGCCAAGCUGCGAUUCGAGGAUCAGCGAUGGCUUUCCAAACUGCGAGAGCCGGAUCCACCUGGGCCAAUGUGCCUCAAGGCCCACCUGUAUGUAUCACCGAAGCUUUCAAAGCUGAUAGUUUUGAGAAGAAGAUCAACUUGGGUGUCGGCGCCUACCGAGAUGAUCAAGGAAAACCCUACGUACUCCCCUCCGUUCGCGCCGCCGAGGACAAGGUCAUUUCAAAGCGCCUGAACAAAGAAUACCUUGGUAUUACCGGCCUUCCCGAAUUUACCAAGGCCGCCGCCGAGCUCGCCUACGGCAAGAACUCGUCCGCUCUCGACCGUCUAGUCAUAACCCAAUCCAUCUCCGGUACCGGUGCGCUCCGCAUUGGCGGCGCUUUCCUCUCACGAUUCUACCCGGGCGACAAGACCAUCUAUAUCCCCACCCCCUCGUGGGCCAACCACAAGGCUGUCUUCAACGACUCCGGUCUUAAGGUUGAGCAGUACCGUUACUAUGAUAAGAACACUAUCGGGCUAGACUUUGAAGGAAUGCUAGCAGACAUUAAGGCAGCUCCCAAGGGAAGCAUUUUCCUGUUUCACGCCUGUGCUCAUAACCCCACCGGUGUCGACCCUACCCAGGAACAAUGGAAGGAGAUCAGCAAUGCUGUCAAGGCUCAAGGCCACUACGCCUUUUUCGAUAUGGCUUACCAGGGCUUCGCUAGUGGUAGUACGGAUAAGGACGCCUUUGCUGUCCGACAUUUCGUUGAACAGGGUCACGACAUUUGCUUAGCCCAAAGCUUCGCCAAGAACAUGGGUCUUUAUGGAGAACGUGUUGGUGCCUUCUCCAUCGUCGCCUCGUCCCCCGAGGAGAAGAAGCGCAUUGACUCCCAAGUCAAAAUCCUUAUCCGACCCUUCUACUCGAACCCGCCGCUACACGGUGCGCGUAUCGCGUCCGAGAUCCUCAACGACCCGGCACUUAACCAGCAAUGGCUAGGCGAAGUCAAGGGUAUGGCUGACCGAAUCAUUAGCAUGCGAGCUCUGCUUAAGGAAAACCUCGAGAAGCUUGGCAGUUCCCAUGAUUGGAGUCAUAUCACAUCGCAAAUCGGCAUGUUUGCCUACACUGGUCUUGACGCUCCCUCCAUGGAGAAGCUGGCUAAGGAGUUCAGCGUCUACGCCACCAAGGACGGCCGUAUUAGUGUUGCCGGUAUCACGAGCGACAACGUCGGACGCCUUGCCGAAGCUAUCUAUAAGAUCAAGGGUUAAAUAAGAUAUACCAUUUUGUGCGAAUGAAUCUGGAUACUUGAAGGGAGGGAAAAAAAAGUCUCAUACUCGGCAUGAUGGUACGAAUAGACGAAUGAACUAAUGGACAUCGCGAUAGUCCUCUGGACGACAUUUCGGGGGGUUGUUCUUGAUACAUCUCUGCUACUUUGUACCUUAUUUCCCCCAUCUUUUACAUCUGCCUGGACUGUCUGGUCGAUAGACGGUAGACGAUCAAUCCCUGUGAUACCACUACUAGUAGAUACGGAAAUGAAAUUUGUUACUUAGAA
Hypoxylon trugodes is the source of this 1864-nucleotide messenger RNA. Its product is annotated as aspartate aminotransferase. Gene Ontology annotation, cellular component: mitochondrion. NCBI's taxonomy places the organism in Eukaryota, Fungi, Ascomycota, Sordariomycetes, Xylariales, Hypoxylaceae. Bases 303 to 1580 code for a protein of 425 amino acids. Gene Ontology annotation, biological process: L-aspartate catabolic process; biosynthetic process. Gene Ontology annotation, molecular function: L-aspartate:2-oxoglutarate transaminase activity; pyridoxal phosphate binding. The record is from RefSeq and is a predicted model, not a curated record. The transcript is spliced from 4 exons.